Messenger RNA from Pichia membranifaciens NRRL Y-2026, 1045 nucleotides. RefSeq lists its product as hypothetical. Bases 390 to 653 code for a protein of 87 amino acids. The record is from RefSeq and is a predicted model, not a curated record. The transcript has a single exon. Lineage: Eukaryota; Fungi; Ascomycota; Pichiomycetes; Pichiales; Pichiaceae.
CGGCCGGUCUCGCCACUUGGCUCGCUGGCCCCGCGGUGGCCAGACUUCGCGCACGACUCCGUGACGGGUGGUCUUAUCUGAAGUGCGGCAGGGGGCAGCAGUGGUGGGAUCGGACCAUGUGGGAGGCGUGCUCCGACAUGUUUCGGUGCAGAGAACGGGGCGUGCAUCACAGCUCGAUCACGGAUCUGGUAUUUGUGACAGGGCCCGCAGAGUGUGGGGAUCGGGGAUGCAACAGACGGCAAAGUAUAAAUAUGGCGGAUGGGUCCCCCAGGCUGAGAGGUUGGUGUGGCCGUGUAGUGUAGUAUCUGUAGUAGUAAUUUGGCUUGUGGUUUUCCUUCUGUAUCACACAACAAAGAACCCAAACUCACUUACACACACACACAAUUACAAUGGCUAUCACUCCUCUUAAGUUCGCAGCAGGUGUCGCUAUCGCCGCCGUUCCUCUGCUUGCCACGACGGUGUUCUGCAGACCGGCGUUCGCCAACGCAAUCAACAACCACUUGAUUCAGGAGGAAAUGGAGGCUAAGAGAGCACACAACUACAAGACAGACUACUACGCCAAGGACCCUCAACGCGACCGGAUGUUGGCUGCCUACGCCCUGAAGGGCGAAGGCAAGGCCAGAGAUUUCACUCCAGCCAGCGAGCUGCAAUGAUUUUGGUGGCACGCUUCUGCCGUCAGGCGAAACGAACAUACUCUGCACAACAUUCAAACUCCCUUCAUUUCUUGUCAUGAUAUGGUAUGUUUCUAUGCUAUUUUAGUUCUACGUACACAUAUAUAUUUGCCUUUAAUAUUAAAUUAUGAUUCUUCGAUACAGAAAAGAGUACACUUUCGAUAAAGCAGAGAUGGGAAAAAAGGUUGUAGAGCACAGGUCAGCUUUUUUGUAGACGGAAAAAAAAUAUGCGUUUGCGCGUGUGGGGAUAACAAGGGGAUAACAAGGACCAUAAUAACCUUUGCACAAAAAGAGGAACUGAAAAGAUAGUUGAGGAGAUAUUUCUAACAGGUACGGCGUAAGUUAUGAGUACACUACUUAAGACAUUGGGACUU